AACAAAAUAAUGGAAUUCUUUUGUUGCGAAAUAGAUACCGUCAGGAAAGUCGGUCCAGACCCAAAUUUAUUGUAUAAUGAACGAACUUUGGUAAAUUUAUUAAGUAUCGAAGAACAAUUUCAACCUGAAUGUAAUUAUUUUAAAAACGUCCAAAAGGACAUUGAGCCUUUUAUGAGGAGGAUGGUUGCAACUUGGAUGCUGGACGUCUGCGAGGAACAGAAAUGUGAAGAAGAAGUUUUUUCCUUGUCUAUGAACUACCUGGACAGAUUUUUAGCCCUGGUCCCCAUUAUAAAAUCUAAUCUGCAGUUACUGGGGACAGUUUGUAUGUUCCUGGCAUCGAAAUUAAAAGAGACAUAUCCUUUAACUUCAGCAAAACUCUGCAUCUAUACUGACAAUUCCAUCAAACGUCAAGACUUGUUGGAAUGGGAACUACUGGUUUUAGAAAAAUUGAAAUGGAAUCUUGCAGCGGUGACUCCACAUGAUUUCAUUGAACACAUUGUGAAACAACUGCCCUUACCCAGCAAUAAACUGCCAUUGAUUCGCAAACAUACCAAGACGUUUAUUGCCCUUUGCGCCACAGACUUUAAUUUCGCCUUAUACUCCCCUUCGAUCAUAGCAACUGGAAGCGUUGGGGCUGCUAUUUCCGGACUUCACUUGGAAGAUGGAAAACAGACAUUUUGCGUGGACAAUUUGACUAAUAUAUUGGCCAAGAUCAUCAACACAGAAAUGGAUUGUCUGAAGGCUUGCCAGGACCAGAUUGAGACACUAUUGGUGAACAGGAUGAAACAGGUCUGUCAAUAAUUUUAU
This is a messenger RNA of Acipenser ruthenus (sterlet), 807 nucleotides long. Its product is annotated as G1/S-specific cyclin-D2-like. Gene Ontology annotation, cellular component: cytoplasm; nucleus; cyclin-dependent protein kinase holoenzyme complex. Gene Ontology annotation, biological process: regulation of cyclin-dependent protein serine/threonine kinase activity; positive regulation of G1/S transition of mitotic cell cycle; mitotic cell cycle phase transition. Lineage: Eukaryota; Metazoa; Chordata; Actinopteri; Acipenseriformes; Acipenseridae. Gene Ontology annotation, molecular function: cyclin-dependent protein serine/threonine kinase regulator activity. The record is from RefSeq and is a predicted model, not a curated record. The transcript has a single exon. Bases 10 to 801 code for a protein of 263 amino acids.